AUGGCUCAGGCCCUACUCUAUGCAGAUGAUAUUGUAUUAGUAGAGGAUACAGAAGAAAAACUCCAGAAUGCAAUAAUGGAAUGGAAAGAGAAGCUGGAGAGAAAAGGUAUGCAACUAAAUGUGGAAAAGAGCAAGGUCAUGCAUGUUGGAAGAACAGAUGAACAGAUAUUGGAAAUCCAGUGUAAUGAUAGGAGAAUGGACCAGGUCAGUGAGUAUGAGUACCUUGGAGUCAUUAUAGAUAGAAAUGGACGAAUAGACCAGGAGGUGCUCAAUAGAGUCAAGAAGGCAAACCAAGUGUACUACUCGAUAUGCAAUACAAUUGUGGGUAGGAGAGAGGUUAGUAGACGCGCAAAGCUGCAAAUAUUUAAAACUGUGUUCUUGCCCACGAUGCUGUAUGGAGCAGAAAGCUGGAUCACUUUGGAUAAGCACAUGAGCAGGGUCACAGCAGCGGAAAUGCGAUACCUCAGGAGAAUAGUGGGUAAAAAUAGGAGGGACCGUAUAAGAAAUGAAACUGUGAGGCAGGACUUGGAAGUAAGGCCGGUGAGCGGGAUUCUGGAAGAGAGACAGUUGAAGUGGCUGGGGCAUGCAAGUAGGGCGGACGAAACAAAGAAGAUAAGACAGUUCCUUGAAGCCAAACCGGAGGGAAAAAGACCAAGAGGCAGACCACGACUGGCAUACCAGGAGUAUAUGGUGAGGUUGGGGGAGGUGCGAGGAAGUAGCUGGCGGGAGAUGCGGAGAAUGAUGGGGGAUAGACUGGUGUGGAGAAGAUGGACCGAGGCUCAAAACCACCCGACGCUGAGAGGCAGAAGGGUUCGCUAA
Nilaparvata lugens (brown planthopper) is the source of this 819-nucleotide messenger RNA. RefSeq lists its product as uncharacterized. The coding region runs from base 1 to 819 and encodes 272 amino acids. The record is from RefSeq and is a predicted model, not a curated record. NCBI's taxonomy places the organism in Eukaryota, Metazoa, Arthropoda, Insecta, Hemiptera, Delphacidae. The transcript has a single exon.